ACUCGUACAGCACUACUUCCUCUUCCCCAUGUGAACUCGGAGCUGAACCACAGAGAGAGGGCGGAGGGGAAGAAGCCGGUGUGAUGCCCUCCGUCGCCCCCGUUCCUUCAAUCCUUCGGGCCGGCCCCCUUCCUCUCCCUCGCGAACUACAACUCCUCCGGCCAGCGGCGGAAGGGAAGCUGGUCGCCUCUCGAGUUUGCUAGGCCGGACCUGCAGGAGGUGAAUCCCGGAUGGCUGCGAUUGACUCGAGAGCGGAAGCUACGCCCGCGGUGCCGCCCGCCCCCGAAGAGCGCCGCCAGGAAGGACUGCCUCCGGUGGGCGGACUUCUUGCGCUCGCCCCCGCAGGGCUCGUCGUUCGCGGCGCGGGUGGAGGGCCGGACCUGCGGCGUGCUGAAGAAGAGGAGCUCGGUGUUGUAGCUGCACCUGGCUCGUGCGCGGUUGCCCGUUCCCGCCGGCGGCGGAUCCCGGCUGGUGGAGUCACUCGUACUAGCUCCUAGCUGGAGGCGGCAGACCUGCAGGCGCCUGGAGGAGUCGUCGCGCUGAUGAGUCUGUUCGUCCACAGGGGAGCUGCUUCGCCGACAGUUCUGCAAUUCGUCAACUCGCCUACAUCUACAAACGACGCAAAAUACAGAGAGAUGAGAUAUCAACAUAGCAUCAGCUGUUGGUCGUAUAGGCAAUGCUGGAGCAAUUGGCUGAACGUGGAGUGGAGAUUGCAUCACCAGCAGCAUUAUCAUGGUUCCCAACACCAACUUGUGGAGAAGCCAUCGGUGGAGAACAAAAUCCUUCGUUUUACCUGUCAGAUCGUGGACCUUCUUCAGAUCGUGCCUACAGAUAGCGGCAAGAUGAACUCGUCAAAAGUUGGGGAUUUCCUGGCAAUUCCAUUUACAGAGCGGAGCUUCUACCUGUCAUCCGGCGCUGCCGAUUUUCCCUGGGAGCUUCAAUUAGAUAGCCUCAGAGGUGGCCAUUUUUUCCCCUCCGUUGUUGUUUGCAUUACUAAUGGAUUAUUAGAUUUGGCGGGCAGCCAUAUGUUUUCUGGACGCCUUGGCGCGAAGGAGAUAAUUUCCCUCCAAUUAUGUGAUCUGUUUUAACUGCAGGCUUGUAUUACGGGAGGAUUAGUUGUCCGCGUAUGAGACGAUC
This is a messenger RNA of Lolium rigidum, 1137 nucleotides long. RefSeq lists its product as uncharacterized. NCBI's taxonomy places the organism in Eukaryota, Viridiplantae, Streptophyta, Magnoliopsida, Poales, Poaceae. Bases 543 to 1088 code for a protein of 181 amino acids. The transcript has 3 exons. The record is from RefSeq and is a predicted model, not a curated record.